Drosophila grimshawi is the source of this 1921-nucleotide messenger RNA. RefSeq lists its product as uncharacterized. The coding region runs from base 115 to 1860 and encodes 581 amino acids. The record is from RefSeq and is a predicted model, not a curated record. Lineage: Eukaryota; Metazoa; Arthropoda; Insecta; Diptera; Drosophilidae. Gene Ontology annotation, molecular function: protein binding. The transcript has 8 exons.
CAUUUCACAUACAAAAUAGUUACAAACGUUUUACAAACAAAAGUAUAAAAUAAAUUUUAUUUUUUGUACAUUUUCUACCGUUUUGGACUAACUCUAGGGAUAGUUUAGAUAAAAAUGACUUCAAUUGUGGGCCAUGUGCCGCCCGCUGGCGUUGACGACGCAAUAAGUCCGUGGAAUAAGUUCGACUGGAGUCCGGAAAUUGAGCAUGAUAUAUACAGAGACUGGGGCACAUAUUACUUUAAUCGUCGGCGCGAGAACUUUGCCUUGUACUACUACACGAAGGCGCUGAAUAUUGAUGGUUCCGAUUAUAUAACCCUAUAUCGACGCAGUCAAGUGCAGCGUAAAGCGGCCAAAAUCGAACAGGCUCUGCAAGAUGCACGCAACGCUGAAAAAAUGGCACUGGCUCAAAGGGGUCCCAAUUGCCCCAUUAAUAUGCAAAUAUGCGAUGCGCUCUUUGAGUUGAACCAGUUCGAGAACAGUUCAGUUGAGCUGCAUGACAACAUGCGUAGCUUCUUGGGGGUUAGGGGCAAAAACUUUAAAGCGCGUGAAAUUGUGGUAAAUGAUAUCAUCAGAGAUGUCACUGGCAAGUCCAUGUCUUUGUACUUUUUGAAGAACCUUAAGCUGAUUCAACGUGUGCGGGAGAUAAACAAAGCCAAAGAGAUCAUCGACGAACGCCCCAUGUGGAAGAUAUUGAGAGAUCUAGAUAAAUGUGAUGUGCUCAGCAUACCAGAAGUGGAGGAAGAGGUUCUUUCACCACUGGAAAUAGCGCGUAGAGCACGGGCUUUCAAUGUUAUACAUCAGACGUAUCUGAAUGAUUCGUGGAUAGAUGUUCUAUUCAUGAAACAGUUGAGGAAGAAUCCCAGCUUGCUGCUGGAUCAAUGCAAACGCUCAAAAUCGUUCUUGAAAACACUCUCUGUUAAGCAAUACGAGAUUGUCAGACAGUUUAUAAAAAUGUUACAAUGUCGCAGUCCGCUGUACUAUGUCAGUUUCUUGAAGUAUCCCAAUAAGAAAAUGUUGGAGAAGAACAGAGAAGCUUAUCUAUUCCGCAUACAAUAUCAGACACAUCGCAAUAUGAUUGCAGAUCUAAGAUAUAUUCGAAAGCUACGUAAGGCAGGGGAUAUCGAGAAUCUCUCGCAGUAUGUUGAGAAAAUCAUGGGUGAUUAUUAUGUGACAAAGACGAAUCGCGUCAUGUGCUGGAAAUUUGAGUUCAUCAACGAGGUAUACAAUACCAUGGCACUGGCUCUAUGCGAACAGUAUCGAGUUCCAAAGAACUUUAGACCUGGGACGAAGGCGAUGCGGCAAAUGCUGCUGCUGCCCGUGGAAAAGAUUAAGGACAUUGUGCCAUUUGUGUUCGGCGAUCGUUCCACAUACCAAGAAGGUGACGAUGAUUUAGAAAGCAAGAAGACACGAAAAGCCAUUUUGCGACUGGAGAAACGCAUGUGCUUUGCCAAAUACUCGAUUGAGAAAUGCUAUUUGUUGCAUCAAAUUGCUGGUGUUCAAUUAUCGCAGUUGCACUACGAUGAAUGCUGCUUUAAUGCACGCAGAGCCAUCAAAGAGAGUCAGAACUGCAACAGUUUCAUUUGGCGUUUUCUGAGCGUUGUGCAAAUUUUGAAGGCGAACACGUUGCAGCAUAAAGUGGAACGCACCAAGGAGGCAUUGGAGGAGGCAGCUCCCAUUGCCCGUCAACUCAAGUCGCCAACUCUGGCGAGAUUCAUCGAUGUGUGUCUGUCAUGCACCGAUGAUGAGGUCAAUAGAAAAGCAAGCUCGAUAGCCAGUCAACGAUCUAGCAAAGUAUCCGUAACGACAACAUCGGGCAAUCAAAACGAUGAGGAUUAUGAGCCAAUUAAUGUGUUACGUUAACUGAGACUACACUCAAAUUAUUAAAUUAUAGUUGUGUUUUUGAAUAGAAAAAAACUAAGAA